Dioscorea cayenensis subsp. rotundata (Guinea yam) is the source of this 2249-nucleotide messenger RNA. RefSeq lists its product as uncharacterized. The transcript is spliced from 7 exons. NCBI's taxonomy places the organism in Eukaryota, Viridiplantae, Streptophyta, Magnoliopsida, Dioscoreales, Dioscoreaceae. The coding region runs from base 216 to 1958 and encodes 580 amino acids. The record is from RefSeq and is a predicted model, not a curated record.
CUUUCCCCAAAGUUACCAUCUUCCUCACAGUUUUUCCCCCAAAUUUACCAUCUUCUCCAUCUUCCCUAGAGAAAAAUAGAAGAAGAGAAAGCCAGAUCUCUCCGAUCUUCUUCUUCACCUGCGAGAAAGCGAGGAAAACCGAGACCGGAGAGGCUGCGACGGACCAAAAACCCUCAACGUCGUUGGGGAGAGUGAGUGACGGAGCUUGGCAAGAGAUGGGAGAUAAUUGGGCAGUAAGGACAGAUGGUGAUGAACCACCAAGUUACUCGCCAAACUCUGAAUAUUUCGCAAUAAAGAUGCAUUACACUAUUGGUGAUGUUUGCAAGAUGGAUGGCCAUAGAUUAGCAGGAUAUAUUGACUAUUGUUGUGCAGAUAAGAUAUCUAAAUUAGAACUCAUUAGCAUGUCCAAGGAAUUAAAUUUAGAAGUGGAAGGUUGCAGUUUUUGGUGGCUUGAUCUGACAGGUGGAAAUACAGGUCUCACUGAAAUUAAAAAUGAUCAAGAUGUUCUAGCAAUAGCUUUGGGUGUGGGUUAUUCUAGGGUAGUAAAUGUGUAUGUUAAGGUGUCUAAAAGGGAUGAAGAUGCUAAUCUAGAAGGGACUUCACUAGGGAAAGAAAGUAAGGGACAAGAGGAGGAUGAAGAAAGUGAAUUGCAUUAUUUAGAGUAUAGUUUUCACAGUGGAGAGGAGGAACAAGCUGUGGAAGAAAGGAUGGCCAUUUCUGAAAUACCUCCACUAAAAGAAAUCAGAGGAGAAGGAAGUGUUGAUGAAGAUGUAAUACAAUCUGACUGUGCCUCAUCUGAAGAGUUUCAAUCAUGCUCAUCAACAGAUGAGGAAGAACUGGAUCCACUUAGACCUAGAUAUACAGAAUUUAAUGAAGAGCUUGAUAUGAAGGAUCCUCAUUUUAAAAUUGGAAUGAAAUUUAGAAGUUUUAAACAAUUCAAAGAGGCAGUGAAAAAUUAUGGUAUUAAGAACAAGUGUGUAAUGAAUUUCAAGCCUAACAACAAAAAGAGAUGCAAGGCUUUCUGUAAGCGAGGGUGUCCUUUCUAUCUAUGGGCUUCACCUAUGGUGAAUGACAAGAACACAGUGCAGAUUAAGUCAGGGGUACUCAAGCAUGAGUGUAUGAGGGACCAUAACAUUAGGCAUGUGAGUGCGGAAUGGAUAGCAAAAAACUAUCUUGAUCAAUUCAGGGCAGAUCCUUCAUGGAAGAUUGCUGGGAUUAUCCAAGCUGUGAGAACCAAUCAAGAUGCUAACAUAAGUAGACUGAAAGCCUGGAGAGCUAAGCGCAUUGCAGCAAGCCAUAUUUUACACACAACACAAGAUAAGAAUUGCUGGUCUAAGAGUGACCAAGCCCCAAUUAUUCCACUUGAGCCUGCAAACAAAAACAGAGGCAGGAAACCCUUGCUUAGGAGAAAGGAAGCAGAUGAGGAGAACACUGGUUUCAUAAAAGGAAAGGUUAGCAGGAGAGGGAUCAUAAUCACUUGUAGCAUUUGUGGGGCUCAAGGGCAUAACAAAAGAUACCAUGGACAACAGGGAAAGAAUCAAAAAAGGAAAACUGGACAGGCAGCUGGACGAUCUAGUGGGGCAGCCAUGGCUAAUGAGGAUGAUAGCAAUGACCAAGAUCCCAUGGACACAAUUGAUCCACAGGUUCAGCACAAUCAUUUUGCACAGGUACAUUUUCCAUGUAUAAACAAUGAAGAAGAUGAACUCAUAGCACAAGUGCAAAUUUCAGUUGACCCAAUGUCACGGCAUCAAGACAAAGCUAAAUUUGGCGCUAAUGAAUCUCUAAAGGGAAAACAUAUGCUUGUGGAGCCUCCUGUAAAGAAAAAGAGCUCAUUAAAGAAGAAGCCCUCUACACAAGUAAGAAUUCCUGUGUUGAGGUCUCAUGUGCAGGGCAGAAAUGUUGGUGAUAGGAAGGCUCCUGACAAAGAGGGGCUUACUGCAAAAAAAAGAAAAGUGUAGGUUCCUGCAGUACAUGGGGGGUUAAGUGGUUCUACUACCACAUAUGGAAGGAGUUCUUAAAGGAUGCACUACUGUAAUUUUUUUUUCUUUGGAGAGUUUUGGGAGCAUGCAGGAGACUAUACUGAAUGUGCUUUUUUCUUAAGUUGCCAGUGUAAAUGUGGAACUCUCUAUUAUGCUUAGCAGUAAAUUAUACAAUUUUUGUAAUCCUAUGCUGAAUGAACUAUAUUGAACAUGUCAAUGUGGAAAUCACUAUUAUGCUGAAUAUUUCACUUAGAAUUCCCUUUUUUCAAA